GCAUCCAUCCGGCUGUCCGGCACCUUUCCGGUCAUGAGAUUGCCUCCCGUGGCGCAUGCUGGGAAGUGUAGUUCUUGACCGCUCGGUUACCGCUCGUUCUCGCUGAGAUGAAACUCCACUUCCCAGAAUCCUCCUUGCUCAGCUAGUUCCUUAUUACUUCAUUUCCACAGUGAACAAGCGACACAAGUGUGUGAUUUGUUAGGUUCGCAGCGCAUCGCCACGGCCCCGUUAGCAUGGCACGCGGAACUACCGUUCAUGACGUCAUGAAGUGUGCGCGUGACGGCCGUUAGGAUCGGCAGCUGGCGCGUGACGAGCGGCUCGGUCCGAAGUUCGCGAGCAGAAGAUGGAAGCUAGCUGUUAGCUCGCGGGUUAUCAUGGGAGUCCCUCACCGAGACGAGCUCUAGAGGCUCUGCCGCCCCCAGUCCGCUCGAGAGGACGCACACCUGCACCUGCCUGCCUCUACUUAUAUACACCUGUAUACGUAGGUCGACUGGACAACUGCAGCGAUGGAAGAAGUCGACAAGAUCUUGAUUCAUGCCCUCAAACAAGUCGGCACAGCGCUGCCCGAGGAGGCGCUGGGCGUGAAGCAGCUCUCCGGGGAGCUGGUCGUGGAGGCCGUGGUCCGCUGCCUCCGGGUCAUCGAGCCGGGCCUCGGCAGCCCGCUGCCCACCGCCCUGCCCCCGGGCAUGUCCGCCCGCUUCCGGGUGGGCAUGAGCCUGGCGCAGGCCUGCCAGGACCUCGGGUACAAAGGAGAGAUCGGCUACCAGACGUUCCUCUACAGCAACGAGCCGGAGAUCCGCUCGCUGCUCAUGUUCCUGGUGGAGAAGCUUCCCAGGGAGCGCUCCGAGGCCUCGGACCAGCCCACAGGUAAACCUGCAGUCCUCCAGAGAGCCAUCGCUGCUGCCAUCAAAGCCCAGCUGGGGCUCCCCUGGCUGCCUCCGCACUGCAGACUGCCGCUGCACGCCGAGACACAGAGUCCAGGAGCGUUGCACAGCUUCCACGUCCAGCCUCUCAGUUUGCCACACUGCACUAAAGCUCCAGGACAGAAGCAGCUCCAAGAGGUGGACGACUACCAGCGAGACUUUCUUCCCCCUGUGACCGCUCAGCCUUCCCAUCAUGCAUCUGUGGUGGCGUCCAUACUGGAGCAGCACACGGCCGAGCUGAGCGCCGCUCAGGAGUGGGACAGCGAGUGGAACAGUCAGGGCCUCUUGUCCCGGCUCACACCGCAGGAGUACCGCUCCAGGAAGGUGUCCCGGCUGCGCAGACGCAUCGAGGAUCAGCUGCGUUCUGCUGCGCUGCCGCCGGCUGAAAGUUCCUCCUGGGGUCCUCGCUCCACCUCGGACCUGUCUGAGAUGCUGCAGGCCUUCAGAGGCUCCGCCCCCUCCGACCACAUGCUGACCAAGGGCGCCCACAUACAGAAGGUCACCUUCACACAGCAGGCAGCAGCCGGCCCCUCCCCCUCCCCCCCCGCCGCCGCCCACCAAUCAGAGGGAGACGUCCAGCAGCGGCAGCAGGACGAGCAGCGCUGCCUCCAGCAGCUCCUGCAGCACCUCAGCACUGACGUGGACCAGCUGGCCACGGACAUGAGACACAUGAGCGUCACCAAUGCACAGGUGUUGGAUGAGCUGAAGCAGAGAGAUCGAGAGAACUCUGAAAACAAGGACAAGAUGCAGGUGAAGAAGAAGACCAUCGACCUGCUGCCGGACAUGGACAACAACCUGCUGAAGCUGCAGGCUCUGGUGGAGGCCAGUGCCAAGCGGGUGGUGAGCCUGGCCUCUCAGUGGGAGAAGCACCGCGCUCCUCUCAUCGACGAGCACCGCCGGCUCAAAGAGAUCUGCAGCCACCAGGAUCUGGAGUCGACCAGGAAGCUGUCAGACAUCAAGUCUCUGCACGAUAAGAUCCGCGUGUCCUCCGAGGAGGCCAAGAAGAAGGAGGAGCUCUACAAACAGCUGCUGACGGAGUUGGAGAACCUCCCUCAGGACGCGUCUCGGUCGGCGUACACUCAGAGGAUCCUGGAGAUCGUCAGCAACAUCAAGAAGCAGAAGGAGGAAAUCACCAAGAUCCUCUCAGACACCAAGGAUCUUCAGAAGGAGAUCAACAGCCUGACGGGGAAACUGGACCGGACCUUCGCCGUGACGGACGAGCUGGUCUUCAAGGACGCCAAAAAAGACGAAUCCGUCCGCAAGUCGUACAAGUACCUGGCCGCCCUGCACGAGAACUGUCACCAGCUGAUCCAGACCAUCGAGGACACCGGAACCAUCCUGAGGGAGAUCCGGGACCUCGAGGAACAGAUCGAGACGGAGAACGUGAGUAAGACGGUGGCCAACCUGCAGCGGAUCCAGGAGGACCACCAGGCUCUUCGCCAGGAGAACUCUGCUCUGGCUGCUAAGCUCCUGUGUUCCACUGAGUGGAUGUGGCCCGGUAACGAUGUGGCCCGGUACCGAUGUGGUCCGGCCACUUCAACGUGUUCAUGGAAUCAGCUUGAAUAAAGAGGCCUUACAGACGAGCAGCUGGUCGUGAUGAAGACCCAAGUGGACCGUAGUGGACCUGCUCGCCUUCCUCUGUCGUGAUGCUGGUCUCGCAUUGAACUGGACACACAGAACAUUUCCUCCUGGGGGCCAGCCACAUGGGCCAGAACCGGCGUCAGGGAGCUCGACAACCGACUCUCCGUGGACAUCUUCCCUGACCCCACGACCCCAACAGCUUCUGAGACUCCUUAGUGGAGGUUCAGCCUGACCCUGGGGGUCGGCCCGGACACGCCUCCACUGGCCCAGUCACAUAUUUCACUGUUUGUUAAUCUGAAAUCGUGCGCCGCUGUCCAGCGGACCUCCAAUCAGGAGACAGCUGAGCUUAGAAACAUGACGUUAGCACCAUUAGCAUAGCGGUGGGGACAGUUUGAAUGCAGCUCACGCUGAUGUCGACUCGGCCUGACGCGUCGACAUCCAACAGGAGUGCAGCGGCUCCACACCAAUCGGUGCGUGCCGUUACAUUGGAGAGCUCCCAUUGGACGUUGGAGCGAGCAGCCGCCACUAGAGGAGGAGCUAACCGUCGUAUGGCUCCUCCCUCUUCACUGUGAUGUAAUGUGAGUAGCAGUCGGGACACGGCGUUCUCCUGAAGCGACGGCGUCCUACAUCUGAACCAUGUGGUUCUACAUGUGGUUCUCCUGUGGUUUUACAUGUGAUUCUACGUGUGGUUCUCGUGUGGUUCUACUUGUGGUUUUACAUGUGGUUCUCGUGUGGAUAUACUUGUGGUUCUUGUGUGGUUUAACAUGUGGUUCUCCUGUGGUUUUACAUGUGGUUCUCGUGUGGUUUUACAUGUGGUUUUACAUGUGGUUCUACAUGUGGUUAUACUUGUGGUUCUUGUGUGGUUUAACAUAUGGUUCUCGUGUGGUUCUACAUGUGGUUCUCCUGUGGUUUUACAUGUGGUUCUACAUGUAGUUUUACAUGUGGUUCUCCUGUGGUUUUACAUGUGGUUCUUGUGUGGUUCUACAUGUGGUUCUCGUGUGGUUUUACAUGUGGUUCUCGUGUGGUUCUACUUGUGGUUCUCGUGUGGUUCUACAUGUGGUUCUACAUGUGGUUCUACAUGUGGUUCUCGUGUGGUUAUACUUGUGGUUCUUGUGUGGUUCUACAUGUGGUUCUCCUGUGAUUUUACAUGUGGUUCUCGUGUGGUUCUACUUGUGGUUCUCGUGUGGUUCUUGUGUGGUUUAACAUAUGGUUCUCGUGUGGUUCUACAUGUGGUUCUCGUGUGGUUCUACAUGUGGUUCUCCUGUGGCUUUACAUGUGGUUCUACAUGUGGUUUUACAUGUGGUUCUCGUGUGGUUCUACAUGUGGUUCUACAUGUGGUACUACAUGUGGUACUACAUGUGGUACUACAUGUGGUUCUCAUGUGGUUUUACAUGUGGUUCUACAUGUGGUUCUCGUGUGGUUCUACAUGUGGUUCUCGUGUGGUUUUACAUGUGGUUCUACUUGUGGUUCUCGUGUGGUUCUACUUGUGGUUCUUGUGUGGUUUAACAUGUGGUUCUACAUGUGGUUCUCCUGUGGUUUUACGUGUGGUUCUUCAUGUGGUUCUCGUGUGGUUCCUUUACUCAGCAACAUGAAGAUCUACUGAUGUUGAGAAGAAACAGGAAGAACAAUCAAUCCUUUGAGUUUUUAUUAAACAAUAUGAUGCUAAAAUAAA
This is a messenger RNA of Pseudoliparis swirei, 4176 nucleotides long. RefSeq names its product coiled-coil domain containing 22 (gene ccdc22). Lineage: Eukaryota; Metazoa; Chordata; Actinopteri; Perciformes; Liparidae. The transcript has 17 exons. Gene Ontology annotation, biological process: positive regulation of ubiquitin-dependent protein catabolic process. The record is from RefSeq and is a predicted model, not a curated record. Gene Ontology annotation, molecular function: cullin family protein binding. The coding region runs from base 507 to 2489 and encodes 660 amino acids.